Molecule: messenger RNA, 1383 nt
Organism: Eutrema salsugineum
Lineage: Eukaryota; Viridiplantae; Streptophyta; Magnoliopsida; Brassicales; Brassicaceae
Product: protein STRICTOSIDINE SYNTHASE-LIKE 9
Exons: 3
Coding region: 110-1225 (371 amino acids)
Biological process (GO): biosynthetic process
Molecular function (GO): strictosidine synthase activity
Source: RefSeq, a predicted model, not a curated record
UAUUAUAUAAUUAUCACUUUUGAGGUUUCAGCCAACAACUUGAAAACUAGUACUGUUAGACACAUUUUUUUCUAACACCGAUUUUUCUCCGGAGAGUGAGCAAAAUUAAAUGCCGAUCAUCAGCCAGAAAGCUCAGACAUGGGUCGUCGUUCCGGCUGUUUUGGUUGUAAUGGCCGUAAUUACAUAUCAGAUAUUGCUUGCGCCAGAUCAUUUACAAGGCACCAAAAAUAUACUGUCUAUGGCUAAGACCAUACCUCUCCCCGUAGGUGGACCGGAGAGCAUUGAAUGGGACCCACAAGGAGAAGGUCCUUAUGCUGCGGUCGUGGACGGUCGUAUUCUUAAGUGGCGCGGUGAUGGUCUCGGUUGGGUCGACUUCGCCUACACCUCUCCUCUCAGAGGGAAUUGUUCAAGAGAUGAAGUAGUGCCUACUUGUGGAAGACCAUUGGGACUUAGCUUCGAGAAGAAAACAGGAGAUUUGUACAUCUGUGAUGGAUACUUCGGUGUCAUGAAGGUUGGACCCGAAGGAGGUUUGGCCAAGUUAGUCGUGGGCGAGGCAGAGGGUCGAAAGGUAAUAUUUGCAAACCAAAUGGAUAUCGAUGAAGAAGAAGAUGUUCUCUACUUCAAUGACAGUAGCGACAAGUAUCAUUUCAGGGAAGUAUUUUACGUGACAGUCAACGGCGAGAGGUCGGGAAGAGUUAUAAGAUACAACAAGAAGACAAAAGAGGCAAAAGUUAUCAUGGACAAUCUUCGGUGUAACAAUGGUUUGGCUAUAAACAAAGAUCGGACUUUUUUAAUAUCUUGUGAGUCUGCCACGGGCCUUGUCCAUCGAUAUUGGAUCAAAGGUCCUAAAGCCGGGACACGCGAUAUCUUCGCCAAGGUCCCGGGUUAUCCUGACAACAUUCGUUUGACACCGACGGGAGAUUUUUGGCUUGGCAUACAUUGCAAGAAAAAUCUUAUAGGGAGAUUGAUGGUAAAUAAUAAGUGGAUAGGGCAGUUGGUUGAAAAAACGGUCAAGUUGGAUUUGUUGAUUGGUUUAGUUAACGGAUUUAAGCCGCAUGGGAUCGCCGUGAAAAUCUCCGGUGAGACAGGGGAGAUUCUUGAGAUUCUUGAGGAUAGAGAAGGGAAGACAAUGCAAUAUGUAAGUGAGGCUUAUGAGAGAGAUGAUGGAAAGUUAUGGUUUGGGUCCGUUUUUACGCCUGCCGUAUGGGUUCUUGAUCGUAAGUGAGUAAACCACGUCCACGUACUUAUCUACGUGUAUAUGUAUUAUAUCAUGUGUAUGAAUCGAUCUUUGUUAACAAUAAUACGUAUCUUGUUUUGAAUCAAAAUUUAGUCUUGUCUGUAUGACAUAUGUGUAAAUGUGCACAAAUGCAUUUAAUUUCUUCA